ACCCAGGGGAGGGUGGGGCUGCCCUGGGCUGAGAUGAGGCAGCCUGAACUUGGGGGAUGCAGAGCUGGGAGAGGCGGCUCGUCCAGCCUCCCAGGUGUGAGCUGCAGCAGCCUGAGUCCCUCCUCCUCUCAGCCAGGGCUUCACAGGACACGGCGUGGGGUGGACAUCCUGGCCUCUCCAGCUGGCAGAAGAGCAGAGAGCCCCUCCCCACUGGUCUCAGGGCCUGGGGCCUCAUGGUUGUCCCACUUUGCUAGGUGGCCCCAUUGGUGGUCAGGAAGGGGAAGGCAAGAAGAAGAAGAGGGAGCAGAGGCUCAGGAGGACCAGUCAGCAGGGGCCCUGGGCCUCAUGGGGAGAGGGGGCAACCCCGUGUGGCACUGACAUCUCUUCUUGAGGCCUACUCAGGGCUCUAAGCUGGGUACUGCAUCAGGUUAGGAGACAACAGGGGCAGCACACAUGAGGUGCGCAUGGCACCUGGUGGGCUCUGCAUGGUGGCUCGGGGCUGAUGUGCUUCUGCAGGUCCCCUCUACAGAGAGUGGGUCAGAAAACUGGCCACUCUUCCUUGCCAUGCGGUCCCAGGCUUGGCUCCAGCCCCCUCUUGGUGAUGAGGCUCCUCUUUGCAAAGGCCAGUCCGCUGGGGAGUGGGACCCUGGUGGCCACCCCCAGGAAGGUGGAGUAGGGCAGGCCCCACUGCCUGAGAGCUGAGUGACUUCCAGGAUCCAGACCCCUUCUCAGCCUGCGCAGCACCAGACACCUCGCCCCCCAUCUUGGGGCACAGACUCCUGGUGUCCUCCAGCCACUGGCUGCAGCCGGCAUUCCCAGGCAGACCCCUGUCUUGGGGGCAAAUGCCCCAGAGGCUCCAGGUUACCCACGGGCUCAGGGAUGACUCCCACAGGGUGUUUCCAGGUCCCCGGAGAGUCGAGUAAGGUCCCGGAGCGCACGGCCCUAAGGCCUGGCCGGGGGGCUCGGGAGACAGGGCGUCCCCAGCCGGCCGCCCACCGGCAGCCCGGCGCUGUCACGUUCCAGCCGCCUGACUCAGGCCGCACAGGGCGGGGAGCCGGGAGGCGGUGCCGGCGCCCGCCUCGGCCCCGGAGGCGGCACCAGGAAGCGCCCGCCCCGGCCGGAGCCGCCAUGUAACCGGCGCCGCCCGGAGCCCGAGCCGCGCGGGCCCCAGCGACCCGCCCGCCAUGGGGGACGAAGACGAGGAUGAGAGCUGCGCCGUGGAGCUGCGGAUCACAGAAGCCAACCUGACCGGGCACGAGGAGAAGGUGAGCGUGGAGAACUUCGAGCUGCUCAAGGUGCUGGGCACGGGAGCCUACGGCAAGGUGUUCCUGGUGCGGAAGGCGGGCGGGCACGACGCGGGGAAGCUGUACGCCAUGAAGGUGCUGCGCAAGGCGGCGCUGGUGCAGCGCGCCAAGACGCAGGAGCAUACGCGCACGGAGCGCUCCGUGCUGGAGCUGGUGCGCCAGGCGCCCUUCCUGGUCACGCUGCACUACGCUUUCCAGACGGAUGCCAAGCUGCACCUCAUCCUGGACUAUGUGAGCGGAGGGGAGAUGUUCACCCACCUCUACCAGCGCCAGUACUUCAAGGAAGCUGAGGUGCGCGUGUAUGGGGGUGAGAUCGUGCUGGCCCUGGAACACCUGCACAAGCUCGGCAUCAUUUACCGAGACCUGAAACUGGAGAAUGUGCUGCUGGACUCUGAGGGCCACAUUGUCCUCACGGACUUCGGGCUGAGCAAGGAGUUCCUGACGGAGGAGAAAGAGCGGACCUUCUCCUUCUGCGGCACCAUUGAGUACAUGGCCCCGGAAAUCAUCCGUAGCAAGACGGGGCAUGGCAAGGCUGUGGACUGGUGGAGCCUGGGUAUCUUGCUCUUCGAGCUGCUGACCGGGGCCUCGCCCUUCACCCUGGAGGGUGAGAGGAACACACAGGCUGAGGUGUCUCGACGGAUCCUGAAGUGCUCCCCUCCCUUCCCCCCUCGGAUCGGGCCCGUGGCGCAGGACCUGCUGCAGCGGCUGCUUUGCAAGGAUCCCAAGAAGCGAUUGGGCGCGGGGCCCCAGGGGGCACAGGAAGUCCGGAACCACCCCUUCUUCCAGGGCCUAGAUUGGGCUGCUCUGGCUGCCAGGAAGAUUCCAGCCCCAUUCCGGCCCCAAAUCCGCUCAGAGCUGGAUGUGGGCAACUUUGCAGAGGAAUUCACUCGGCUGGAGCCUGUCUACUCACCCCCUGGCAGCCCCCCACCUGGGGACCCCCGCAUCUUUCAGGGAUACUCCUUUGUGGCACCCUCCAUCCUCUUCGACCACAACAAUGCGGUGAUGACCGAUGUGCUGGAAGCGCCUGGUGCUGGAGACCCGCCAGGUCGGGCAGCGGUGGCCAGGAGCGCUAUGAUGCAGGACUCGCCCUUCUUCCAGCAGUAUGAGCUGGACCUGCGGGAGCCUGCGCUGGGCCAGGGCAGCUUCUCUGUGUGUCGCCGCUGCCGCCAGCGCCAGAGCGGCCAGGAGUUCGCAGUCAAGAUCCUCAGUCGCAGGCUGGAGGCGAAUACGCAGCGCGAAGUGGCUGCCCUGCGCCUGUGCCAGUCACAUCCCAACGUGGUGAAUCUGCACGAGGUGCAUCACGACCAGCUGCACACGUACCUGGUUCUGGAGCUACUGCGGGGUGGGGAGCUGCUGGAGCACAUCCGCAAGAAGCGGCACUUCAGUGAGUCGGAAGCGAGCCAGAUCCUGCGCAGCCUCGUGUCGGCCGUGAGCUUCAUGCACGAGGAGGCAGGCGUGGUGCACCGCGACCUCAAGCCGGAGAACAUUCUGUACGCCGACGACACGCCCGGGGCCCCGGUGAAGAUCAUCGACUUCGGGUUCGCGCGGCUGCGGCCGCAGAGUCCCGGGGUGCCCAUGCAGACGCCCUGCUUCACGCUGCAGUACGCUGCCCCCGAGCUGCUGGCUCAGCAGGGCUACGACGAGUCCUGCGACCUGUGGAGCCUGGGCGUCAUUCUGUACAUGAUGCUGUCGGGGCAGGUCCCCUUCCAGGGGGCCUCUGGCCAGGGCGGGCAGAGCCAGGCGGCUGAGAUCAUGUGCAAAAUCCGCGAGGGGCGCUUCUCCCUUGACGGGGAGGCCUGGCAGGGCGUAUCCGAGGAAGCCAAGGAGCUGGUCCGAGGGCUCCUGACUGUGGACCCCGCCAAGCGGCUGAAGCUCGAGGGACUGCGGGACAGCUCGUGGCUGCAGGACGGCAGCGCGCGCUCCUCGCCCCCGCUCCGGACGCCCGACGUGCUAGAGUCCUCUGGGCCCGCAGUGCGCUCCGGUCUCAACGCCACCUUCAUGGCGUUCAACCGGGGCAAGCGGGAGGGCUUCUUCCUGAAGAGCGUGGAGAACGCACCCCUGGCCAAGCGGCGGAAGCAGAAGCUGCGGAGCGCCACCGCCUCCCGCCGCGGCUCCCCCGCACCAGCCGCCCCGGGUCGAGCCCCCACCGCCGCCAAGGGGGCCCCUCGCCGAGCCAACGGCCCCCUGCCCCCCUCCUAAUCCCCGCCACUGUGACCCCCUUCCCUUAUAGGGGCUGUGACCUGGGAGCUCGGCUCAUUCCCGGAGGCCUCUGCCAGCGGCCGACCUGAUCCCCAAGGGACUGUCCUUCCCUCUCCUACCCCACCCCACUCCCAGAAAGAGCAGAAGUAUUUUUAUAAGCAGAGAAUUUUUUAUGUCUUACCAGAUAGAAAUGCAGGGAAGGGGGGGCCUGCUGGGGAGUGGGGUUUGGGGGGCCCUAUCCCACGACACUGCCUCUUCUGGGCAGAAGGCCCCUCCAGGGGGACUGCUCCAACAGGAAAGGGCCCCUCCCCCACUUCUAAGCACUGAGUUAGGAGUGCUAACUCCUAAACUGGGACCCCCUCCCCUGUUCUCCCCUGAGGCCCCGUUCCUGGGAGGGGCACCCCUCAACUGUCACUUUAUGGACUGUCCGUGCAAUUACGUCCACCAAAGACCUGUGUUGGGGGGACUGAAGGAGGGGCCCUGGGGGACCCCCUGAAGCAUUUCUGCCUCAUUUUAUGUCACCUGCUUCUCCCCUGUUGGGGCUAAGGAAGGAGAUAGGUGGCCCCCAAAAGAGGAGGCCCUCUUCUCACCCACCCCCUCCCCUUUGGCACAGCUACUCCUGGCUGGGGGUGGGGCCUUGGGGGUCUGGGCUGGGCAUCCAUGGUCACUGCCUCAGCCCAUCCAGGCUGUGCCUUUGACUUUAAAAUAAAAGUCCACCCAGUGCUGUGUGUGGCA
Messenger RNA from Rhinopithecus roxellana (golden snub-nosed monkey), 4238 nucleotides. RefSeq names its product ribosomal protein S6 kinase A4 (gene RPS6KA4). Lineage: Eukaryota; Metazoa; Chordata; Mammalia; Primates; Cercopithecidae. The transcript is spliced from 17 exons. Gene Ontology annotation, biological process: intracellular signal transduction; regulation of DNA-templated transcription; protein phosphorylation. Gene Ontology annotation, molecular function: magnesium ion binding; ATP binding; protein serine/threonine kinase activity. Bases 1185 to 3503 code for a protein of 772 amino acids. The record is from RefSeq and is a predicted model, not a curated record.